GGAUGUGCUCGACAUGGCACCCCGCAGUGGGCAGUGGGCUCCACUCAGGGUUCCGUACUGCACCUUUAACUUCUGAGCCGAUUUCCAGAAAACAACAACCUGUAACAGGCUCAGUGAUCCUCCCCCUGAUGGAUUAUUUAACAGGCGCUGAGUCCCAUGUCGCCAUCUGCUAGAGGAAGAGAAAAUUCUCCGGGAAUAUUCUCCGGGGCGCAUGCCGUCAGCAAACAGGGCAAAUUAACGAAUUAAACAAAGAUAGUUUCGUGGCACUCACACUCACCAAACUUUGCGCAACAGGUGUCCAGCAUCCCGUGGGCGCCAGAGAGAAAAGGAGCGGAUAAAUGAGCCACCUCGUCGGGCAGAAACAUAGAAAGCAGAUACGGACAUUGCGUUUGAUCCUUUGGCUCUGUGAUGAGGCGGCGCGACAACUGAGUUUCUCCCCCCACUAAACCAACCGGGGGACUGACACAGACGCUUGUGUAGGCGCAAUGGCGACCCCAUUAGCGCGGUGAACUGAUCGGGCUCAACAGCAGGCAACCAGAGGAAGGAGUCGUCCGAUCUGCAGAAGAAGUGAUGGUAGUGGAGGUGGACGAGGCGCUGCUCGCCGCGAGGCAAGGUGACGUGCAGACGCUGAAAUUGCAAUUGGCGCAAAAAGCGCUCACCGGCGACGUCAGGGACGUGCUGGGGGCUUCCCCGGUCCACCACGCAGCCCGAGCCGGGAGACUAACCUGCCUGCGUUUCCUGGUGGAGGAGGCCGGACUUGCGGGUAACUGCCUGGCGAACAACGGGGCAAGCCCGGCGCAUGACGCAGCGGCCACCGGCAACCUGGCGUGCUUACAGUGGCUGCUGACCCAGGGUGGAUGUCGGCCAGAGGACAGGGACAGUUCUGGUGCCACCAUUCUCCACCUUGCAUCCCGCUUCAGUCACCAUGAGAUCACUGACUGGCUGCUGAAGAGCGGCGAGGUGGACCCCGGGGCCUCCACCGAUACGGGCGCCGUACCUGUUCACUAUGCUGCUGCCAAGGGAGACCUGCCCUCUCUCCGACUGUUACUGGGGCACAGCCCAAACGUUGUCAACUCCCAAACUAAGAAUGGUGCCACUCCGCUUUACCUGGCAUGCCAGGAGGGUCAUCUGGAGGUCGUCCAAUACCUGGUCAAGGAUUGUGGGUCAGAUCCGAGCAUCAGAGCCAAUGACGGGAUGACACCUCUGCAUGCUGCGGCCCAGAUGGGUCACAACACCGUCAUUGUCUGGCUGAUGAGUUUCACAGAGAUCCGCCUGUCAGACAGGGACAGCGACGAGGCCACGGCCAUGCACUUUGCAGCCAGUCGAGGUCACGCUAAGGUGCUCAGCUGGCUGCUGCUGCAUGGCGGAGAGAUCGCCACUGACAAUUGGGGAGGAACCCCACUUCAUGACGCUGCAGAGAACGGUGAACUGGAGUGCUGUCAGAUCCUUGUGGUCAAUGGGGUGGACCUGGGCAUCAGGGACCAGGACGGUUUCACAGCAGCAGAUCUGGCUGAAUACAACGGCCACUCCCAGUGUGCCAAGUAUCUGCACACUGUGGAGAACAUGAGUGUGGAGCACCGUGUUUUGUCGCGGGACCCCUCAUUGGACCUCGAGUACAAGCAGCCAGACUCGGGCCUCUCUUCCCCAAACACCACCAUGCCCCCCAUCAGCCCGGCGGCACACUUUGACAUCAGUUCACCAUCCAGCUCCCUGUCCAACUACGACUCAGCCAACUCCAGCCAGUCUAGCACUGGGGAGAAAAGGAGCAGUCUAACGAUGUCACGAGGCCCGCCCGCUCAGCUGAACACGGUCGCACACACAGGUGCAUCAGAGACCGCCAUUUCAGACAUGCAGGCCUACAUGGACAUGCUGAACCCAGACAUUGGCUCUGACAUGCCCAAGAAGAAUGAAAGAGCAGCUGACACUGCCUCCAAGCCACCACCACCACCACCACCACCACCACCACCACCACCAACCUAUCCACCCCCACCUCCCCCACAGUCUCCUCCAGUGGCCCCUCCACCCCCGACCUACACAGCACCACAGCCCCCUCAGGAGCCGACAUCAGCGGAGUUCCUGAAGGUGAAAAGUAACUUGCGUCACGUGGAGAGCAACACUAGCAAGACGGAGCUGACUGUUGGAGAAAACCACGACAAACUGAGGCGUGCUGAUUCAAACAGGAGGUCAAGGAGCUUCAGCAAGCAGCCCAGCACUGGGGACUACUACAAGGCCCUAGGGAGCGACUUAGCCGAGCCCCAAGGAAGCAUGGCGCCCAACGAGGAGGGCUCUGUGUUAUUGGAGGAGCCUACCGACAGCCCCGCCCACAGCUCAGAGAAUGGCACCACAGAGGAAGCGGCAAUGCCCCCACCUCCGCCUCCUCUUCCCUCAAGCAAUCAGACACAGACACCACCUCCACCUCCUCCAUUGCCCCCAGAGACAGCAACCACCCAGAAUUACUCUGCCAGUAGCACCUCCUCCAACCAGCGACGUCUAUCUUCCUCAUCAGGAAGCACAAAAUCUUUCAACAUGAUGUCCCCCACUGGCGACAACUCGGAGCUGCUGGCAGAGAUCAAAGCAGGGAAGAGCCUCAAGCCAACACCUCACAGUAAAGGCUUCACCACUGUCUUUUCCAACAGUGGACCCACAGGCAACAACGAAACCACUGCAUCUCCACCAGAGACCCGCCCAUCUAGCCCACCAGCCAAGCCGUCAUCCCCUCCACCAUCUCAUACGUCUGUCACCUCACCACCCACCACCCCCAGUCCCAGUCCCAGCCCUACUGGUUCUGGGUCGGCCAGGACCAUGUCGACCUCUGCGAGCUACGAGCAGCUGUCCUCCAGUGCUGUUAUCAAUGGGAACAGUGGCGGAGCAGAGUCGGGGCGGAAGCUGAGCCUUGCCGAUGUGGAAGCGCUCGUGCCCACGCACGACGAACAGGGAAAAGCGAUCCCUGAAUGGAAGAGACAGGUGAUGGUACGAAAGCUUCAGGUCAAGAUGCAAGAGGAGGAGGAGCACAAGCGCAAGGUUGAAGAGGAGACUGCACGCCUGGCAUCGAUGCCGGCCUGGAGAAGAGACAUGAUGAAGAAGAAAAUGGACGAAGAGAGAUGUGACAGGGAACAAAAAAGACAAGUGGAGCAGCAGGCCAAACAAGUGAAAGAGAUGGAGGAGAAGACGGAGCUGGAGCGACUACGGAACCUGGGUUACGACGAGACCAAGCUGGCCCCCUGGCAGCGACAGAUCAUUCUGAAGAAAGGGGAUAUAGCCAAACAGUGAACUGGGCCGUCUCCCUCUCCAAUCCCCACCCUCACACACCACCCACUCCAAGGCCUUCACUGAACACCUCCCCAUCCCCGUUCCUCCACCCUGCGCUGUACACUGGACAGCGGGGAAGAGCUUGUUCCCUCUGCUCCCUGUCUUCGACCUCCAGAAACACAGGACCAUGCCGACCUGCUGUCCACGUCGGCUUUGAGGCUCAGCGUGGGUGGCAUAACGCACCACCCUCCCCUGACAGUCUCAUUGACACAAACUCUUGGUCUUUUAGUGCUAACAAUAACUAUGACAUGCGCUGAUUCUCCUCGCUUGAAACACUCGCUAUAAAUGCAUGUGUCCUUAACUGAAUUAAGGUUAUCUGUAGUAUCUGUACUCGUUUUCCUCUAAAUCAAUCGCAGCUAUUUCCCAUAGAAGAGUUACACAAACAAAGAGGUUUAUGGUAGAUUGAAGGGGCUACUUGUGAGCAUUUUGCCAUGGUUAAUUGCUUGUCUAUUUUCCCUCCAUUAGCCAUCCUCACCAUUAUGUAAUAAAUGGAAAAGUAGCUAUAUGACAGUUGUGUCAUCUGAAGGUGGCAUGGACAUACUCAGCAAAUGCUUAUUAAACCAUGAAGCAGCUAUGGCACCCUAUACGUAGACAAUAUGAUAUAUUUAUAAUGUUACAUUCUUAGUCAUGGGAUUUUUUCAUCACGCUCAUAGAAGCGCUUUCUAAAUGACUUCAAUUUACUGCCAGAGUUAUAAUCCUAUCACUGCUCAAGCUAACUCUGUUUUUUUAGAUAAGUGUGUUGUCAUUUCUCCGUGGAUUUGGAAUAUUGGUAUAUAUGAUAUUUUAAAUAAUGUAAAGAUUAUCUAGCUGUGCAAAUUACAUUUUAAAAAAUAUCACUAGAAAAAUGAACCAAUUUUAAUUUUUCUACAUGUGACCUAAAUGUUAAGCUAUUGUGAUCAUGAAUGUGAAUUGUUGCGUGGAUGUGUUGCAUUAAGAGUAUCGAGCAUGUUGUCAUGUAUUAUUAAGCACAUUUGAACCCAGGACCCUGGAAUUUCAGUGAAAAACAGAAGACAAACAAUGUGAGAACAAUCCUGCUAGAUUUCCUUUUGGACAUGACCUAUCAACAACAACAAAAACAACAACAUGCACAUGUGACGAGCAGCAUCCAGAUGCCUCAUCUGCACACAGAAUAUAGGCAGAGAAAAGACCUCAGUUUGUCCUGCGUCCUGUUCCGGCCUUCGCACUAACCUGCCGGAUAAAUCUUUGAUGAGCAGAUCUGCUUACAGAAUACAGAUUCUCAGAUUGCUCUCUGUUGGCCAGAAACAGGCGUAACAUUAAAAUGUACCUUUCCUUAGAUAAUGUCAGCAGUAUAUUCAUAAUCUGCAGUUGCAGGUGUGAAAAGUCCAGUUUCAAUACUCAAACAUUGAAUUAUAAUAAGAUUAACCAGACUUGUCCAUUGUAUAAUUCACAUUUGGGCAAAUACUUUUUAGGUGACAGAACUGACACAAAGGGUUGAUAAUUAUACAGCAAAUAUGAUUCAUAAUUUCUAAAGUGUUACUUCCAGUUCCAGGUUUUCAAACAUUCCUAGGAUUCACACAUCAAUGUGGGGUUAAAUAUUGAAAUGUGGGAAAGCUGUAUUGAGUGUGUGUUUGUGAGUAACAUUUGAAAUGUUAGCAUGAAUCUGUGACAUUUAAGAGUAACUGAAGCUCACAAUCAUGUCGGAUGUCUCUUGCUGAGCGUGACGCAUAAGUGUUCCCACACAAUGGAAAAUAUUCUCUAUGUUCACUACAUUUAUGUUGGAUGUACAUUUUCGCAGCUGUAUGGUAUCAAGCUAACACAUCAUGUCUUGAAAGUCGGGGUCCUGGUUGGGGAAUCAUUUGGAAAUAUUCAAAUUCACUUUCAUCGGAUGCCAUAUGAUGUUGAAAUUAAAAAUGAUGUAAACAUCAUUGCCAUUUGAUUUUCUAUAUAUAUUUAAACUGUAUAUAGUGACCCUCUCAGAUUGUUGUUGUUUCAUUGUUUCCAUAUUGCAUUAUAUUACAUGUCUCAGCCUUGCUUGAAUAGAAUGUUGGCUAAUUCAUGUAUAAUUAUAUUUUCAGACUGUUAAAUUAAGACAAUAAAUCUUUAA
Cyclopterus lumpus (lumpfish) is the source of this 5374-nucleotide messenger RNA. RefSeq names its product espin (gene espn). Gene Ontology annotation, molecular function: actin filament binding. The transcript is spliced from 15 exons. The record is from RefSeq and is a predicted model, not a curated record. Gene Ontology annotation, cellular component: cytoplasm. Gene Ontology annotation, biological process: actin filament bundle assembly. The coding region runs from base 571 to 3270 and encodes 899 amino acids. NCBI's taxonomy places the organism in Eukaryota, Metazoa, Chordata, Actinopteri, Perciformes, Cyclopteridae.